Colossoma macropomum (tambaqui) is the source of this 4883-nucleotide messenger RNA. RefSeq names its product protocadherin Fat 4-like. The record is from RefSeq and is a predicted model, not a curated record. Gene Ontology annotation, biological process: homophilic cell-cell adhesion. Lineage: Eukaryota; Metazoa; Chordata; Actinopteri; Characiformes; Serrasalmidae. The transcript is spliced from 30 exons. Gene Ontology annotation, molecular function: calcium ion binding. Gene Ontology annotation, cellular component: plasma membrane. Bases 138 to 4871 code for a protein of 1577 amino acids.
CGAGGAGAGAGGGUGGGAUAGAGAGAGAAAAGGGUGGAUAAGUCCCCUCCCUGUGCUUUUACCUGAUCUCAGCAUAGGUGAGAUUGACAGAGAGGAAGUGGUGGGUGAGAGGAGGCCUGGUGGAUCUACUCUACAAUAUGGACAAUAUGAGCUUAAUCAGUUCCUUCUUCAUUUUGGCCUGCUUGUGUGUUCAUGAUGUGUGGGGUGCUAUUGGUACCUCACAGAUAAACUGUGAAGUUGGACUUACAUAUAAUUUAGGCUCUGUUGAAGAGGAAUAUGAAGGAGACGUAGAGAUCAUCACCAAUAUCAGCCCAUCUGAUGAGUUGAGGCUGGAGGCAUAUAUAUUUGAAAGUGGUGUGACUUUCCUGGAGCUUAUCCAUUCACCUGGAGACACAACCGCAACUGUGCGAACCACUAAACCUCUGGAUGCUGAUGGAGUUCUGAAGGAGUCUGGUGGAACACUAUAUUAUUCAGUGACCUGCACAAAUUCAAGAGUGAGGAAUCCUCGCACCCUUGAUCUUGUGGAUAUCAAUGAUAACGCACCAGUCUUUGAAAACAAAGAAUACAACAACAUUGUGUCUGAGACAAUACAGGUCGGCUCUGAUGUCCUGAAAGUGAAGGCAGUUGAUGCUGAUGUCACACCACAGUACAGCACAGUUUAUUAUUCCAUACAGCCUCCAGUUCCAGCUGAGUUUGAGCUGAGGGGUGAUGGGACCAUCAGACUGCUGAGUCGCCUUAACUACAAUAUUGCCAACCAAUACACUUUCACCGUGGAAGCUAAGGAUAUUGAUGACCAGAAGGACACAGCGACCAUCACCAUCAAAGUGGAAGACUUUGACAACCUGAACCCUUAUUUUGAUCACGGUCUUUAUCAGGCAUCCUUUCCAGAGAACCAGGAGGGACAAAUCUCAGCAGUUGCUCCAAAUGCAAUAAAAGCUCAAGAUGGAGAUACGGGAAUCAACGAGCCUGUAGUUUACAGCAUAACUGCGGUUGACCCCAAUGAGGUCCUAAGCAACUUCAACAUCGACCCAAACAGUGGGGUCAUUUCAGUGACAACGGCACUGGACAGAGAAGAAAUAGAAACGAUCACCAUUCAAAUACAGGCAGCUCAGCAGGAUGACAGCACAAAGACUGGCAAUGCUGUUGUGUUUCUGGCUGUUGAAGAUGAGAAUGACAACCCACCAGAGUUUGACCAGAGCGAGUACACUGCAGUUAUUCCGGAAAAUUCCCCAAAUAAUAUGGUUGUACUUCAGGCCAAAGUCACAGACCUGGAUCAGGGAGGUUUCGUAGGAACGCUGCAUGUUAUUCCAGAUACGGUUCCAUUCUCCAUUAGCCCGGAUGGAUCCAUCAGGGUGAAGUCAUCUGCUGAACUAGACAGAGAGACCACCAGCAGCUUCACCUUUCAGAUUGAGGCCAAAGACAGCCCUGCUUCCAACUUCAGUGCACUGGCCACUGUGAACGUCACCCUCUCUGAUGAGAACGACAACACCCCAGUGUUUGGAAAAUCCAAGUAUGAGGGCAAAGUUUUCAUCAACCAGACUGUUGGAAUGUUGGUUGCCGAGGUAGAGGCCACAGACCUAGAUGAAGGACCAAAUGGGCAAGUCAGUUACUUCAUUGACUUUGGCAAUGACGAGGGCUAUUUUGCCAUUGAUGAAAACACAGGCGAGAUAGAAUUAAUCCAAGCCAUCAAUCUUCCGGAUAACGAAAUCCUUCAGUUUCCACUCUAUGUUAGAGCAAAAGAUGGGGGCACUGUGAGCAGAUCUUCCUCUGUGCUUGUGGACAUUAAAGCACCUGGAGAAUCUAGUCCCCAGUUCUUUGAGAAAGUCUAUCAGGGAAAAGUAGAGGAGGAGCAAGAGGCAGGCGCAGAAAUUGUCAAGGUGAAUUUUUUCUCCCUGGAUCCUUUGGUUCCUGUCACCUUAACAGUUGAGACAGAGGCAGACAAGUUCUCCAUAGACCAGCCAAGCAGAACGCUCAUAACAAAAGCCAAACUGGACUACGAAACCCAGAAGAACUACACAGUCCAACUGUCCAUCACAGAUGGCACCAACCGGAGCACAGCCUUAGUCCAUGUGGAGGUGCUAGACAUCAAUGACAACAGUCCUGAGUUUGCCCCCAUCCCAAGUUCUAUUGAAAUACCAGAGGACGCAGAAAUUGGAGACAACGUAACUUCUAUAUUGGCAACAGAUGCAGAUGCAGGUUUAAAUGCGGAGGUACGCUACAGUCUGGAGGGUUCUGCUGGGAUGUUUAGUGUCAACCCAGACACGGGCUUGAUCACGGUUGCAGCAGCGCUGGACAGAGAGACCCAGAGCAAGUAUAAUUUCAGGGUGGUCGCCCAAGACCAAGGCCGACCUGUUCUCUCUGCAGAGGCUUCCCUGGUUAUCACAAUAACUGAUGUCAAUGAUAAUGCCCCCAUCUUUUCCAAACAACAGUACGAGACCAUCGUCUGGGAGAACGCCACCAUAGGAACAGAUGUGAUUGGCGUCAACGCAACCGACAAAGACGAGGGUCUCAAUGCCGUUGUGUCGUAUCACAUCUCCAAGCAGGAACCUCCUUCUCCACCCGCAGCCUUUACAAUAGACACCGCAACUGGGUCUAUAAGCCUGGCUGAGAAGCUGGACUACAGCCAGGCUAAGAGAUAUAUGCUGGAGGUGGAAGGAAGGGAUGGCGGGAGUCCAUCUCUCACAGGCAGCGCUGUGGUGAUCGUUUGGGUGCAGGACGUGAACGAUAAAGCUCCAGAGUUUAGCCAGGAUCUGUAUGAUGUGGCUGUCUAUGAGAACAUAGCACCUGGAUCUGCUCUGGUGUCUCUGGAGGUAACAGAUGAGGAUGAGGGUGGAUUCUCCAACGGCCACUUUCUACUCACAAGUGAUAUAUUCAGUAUUAACGGUCAAGGUGUCGUCCACCUGCAGAGUCAUGCUAGCCUUGACAGAGAGACAAGAGACAACUACAUUAUACAGGUGGUGGCUAUAGAUCAGCCUGUCGAUGGCUUGAGCUCAACUGCCCAGAUCAACAUAACAGUUUUGGAUGUCAAUGACAACAACCCACAAUUCAUAGACCUAGAAAACCCUCAGAUGAUUCCUGAGGACCAAACAGGGGAAGUGUAUCAUAUCCAAGUUAGCGAUGCAGACAUUGAAGAGAAUGGAAUGGUUACCCUCACCACCUACUCCUACAAUGAACUCUUCACCAUCUCCAUGGAAGGGACUCUGACUGUGACUGGGAAUCUAGAUCGGGAAACACAAGAUGUUUAUGAGCUGGUCAUCGUGGCCACUGAUCACGGAGAACCACCAAGAAAUAACGUUACCACGGUGACAAUUAUCGUAACGGAUGUGAACGACAACGAUCCAAUCUUUACAGAGGAAUUGUACUCAGCACGUGUUUUGGCUAAGGAUGUCAAAAAAGGAGAUGUUGUGUUGACCGUGUCUGCGACAGAUCUGGACGCUGGGAACAACUCUCUCAUCUCAUACAGGUUCUCUUCAGAGCCUGCCCUGCUGGAUCUUCAUCCUGACACAGGAGUCAUCACCUGGACUCGUGACCUUACUGAUCUCACCGAAGACAUGGAGUUAGAGCUCACUGUUAUAGCAGAGGAUCAUGGAAUUCCUCCGAGAAAUAGUACAGCAAAGGUCCUGAUCGAGAUUAGAGCAGCUUCUCUGACGGAUGACUUGGCUUUUGAGAACUCCACUUACCACUUCUCAGUGAAGGAGAACGAACCGGUGGAAACAGAAGUGGGCGUGGUGAAAGCAAUAACGGGAAGUCAGCUGGUCCAGGUCACUUACAAACUGACCUCGCACUCAGACCUGUUCUCCGUGGACGAGAGUGGUACUAUCAGGACUCUUCAGUCCCUGGAUAAAGAGGAACAGGAGUGGUACUUCAUUAAAGUGGAAGCUACUGACAGCAGGACCCCUCCCAGCACUGCUGUGACCACGGUGGUACUUCAGGUAGAAGAUGUAAACGAGCCCCCGGUCUUCGACAGUGAAAAGUAUGAGGCAGAAGUCUUCAGCAUUGCCCCAUUCAGGUUUCCAGUAGUGACAGUGAAGGCGACUGACCCUGACGUUGGGGACACUGAGGAGCUUCAGUAUUCUCUGGAGGAGUCCAGUUCAUUGCUAGCAGUGGAGAGCUCCUCUGGUCAGGUCUAUGUGAUGGAUUUGACAGGAAUGGGCGGUAAGGUCAUAACCGCCCAGGUCAAAGCUACAGAUAAACACGGCCUCUUCGCUACAGCUGAACUCCAGGUGACGGUGAAAAACAGCGGCAGUGAUGACGUUGUGGUGAUCGCGCUCAACCAGCCGGUUCACACUGUGCAGGAGAAAAUUCGGGAAACUCAGAAUUCUCUGGAGAAAGUGCUCGGCUGGAGCGUGAACGUUUUAAGCAUGAGGGUGGAGAGCGGAAACGAGAUGCGUUCACUCCUGAGGGAAACCACCACCAAGACCUACGUCAGUUUUAUCGCAACAGACGAAGACGGCACCAUCAUAAGUGCCAAGGAGGUCAAUGAGAAGCUGAGGAGUGAACAGGAGAGUGUGAAAGUGGAGCUGGAGAACGUGUUUGGUCCUGGGCUGGAGGUAGAACAGGAGCUGGAAGGAGGUUCUGGAAGUUCACAAGAGUCUAACGAAGCUGUGGUUGUUGCACUCGCCGUUCUCUUAGCGCUAAGCAUCGUGGGGCUUAUUGUCCUAGUGGUGGUGAGCGUGAUCAAGUUCAAGAAGAUGAAGGACACGGAAGGUUCGGAUAAAGAGAGCUUUAACAUAGGAAAGCGACACAUGAGUGAAGUCUUCACUAAUGAAGUGGUGUUUACAGAGACACAGGAGGAUCAGGGAAGUUACAAAGGCAGCAGGAAAACAUCAGAAGUAUCGGAGAAAGGAAUCACUGCAGUGGCAGCUUUUUGAAAAACACCUAUU